Molecule: messenger RNA, 417 nt
Organism: Corylus avellana
Lineage: Eukaryota; Viridiplantae; Streptophyta; Magnoliopsida; Fagales; Betulaceae
Source: RefSeq, a predicted model, not a curated record
AUGGAAGGACUUCAAAGAGAGCUCGUUGAUCAACGAAGGGAGGCCCGGGAAGCAAUUAGGAGCGAAAAUUGGAGACAGGGUUUGAACACAGAGUUCGAUGCUCUACUAAAGAACAACACAUGGACACUGAAGCCCUCAAAUUCAGCUACCAAUGUCAUUGGGUGCAAGUGGGUUUUUCGGGUAAAGAGGAAAGCUGAUGGUUCGGUAGAAUGCUAUAAAGCACGGCUUGUAGCGAAAGGUUUUCAUCAAUUAGCUGGAAUUGAUAAUGAUGAGACCUGCAACCCUUUGCGAUUUGAGAGGAAAGCAAGGAGAGUUGGGGUGAAAGGGAGGGAUAGAGGAACGCCACGAGCUGCAGAUGUUGCGGAAUCGGAGAACGUCGAUGCGGGUGUCGAGGUUCUUGCUGAUCAUGGGCAAUAG